AUGCCCAAUUUGGGAAGUUUUUGGAAGUCAUUAAGAGUGCAUAUCUCCGUCCCUUUUGUUGAUGCUAUGAAGCAAAUGCCCCACUAUUCCAAAUUUUUGAAAGAUCUUUUGAGUGGGAGAAGGGAGUGUGAGACGGUGAGUUUAACCGCCAAUUGUAGUGCAAUUCUUUCUAACAAACUACCUACCAAAUUGAAAGAUCUGGGUAACUUUUCCAUCCCUUGUUCUAUCAAUGGCUUUGAAUUUGAUAAAGCCUUGUGUGACUUAGGAGCAAGUGUGAGUCUCAUGCCCUAUUCCGUCUACCAAAAGCUUAGUGUAGGAACCCUCUCUCCCACUAACAUUACUCUCCAACUAGCGGACCGUUCCGUUAAGUUCCCCAUGGGAAAAGUUGAGGACAUUCCCCUUAGGGUAGGAAAGUUCACAUUCCCCGUGGAUUUCUAUGUGCUAGAGAUGGAUGAGAAUGAGAGGAUUCCUAUAAUUUUGGGUAGGCCAUUUCUAGCCACUUCUAGAGCUAUCAUCGAUGUGAAGGAGGGGAAGAUAUCCUUGAAAAUUUACAAUGAUUCUAUUGAGUUUGAUUUGAACAAUGUCAUGCAACAACCCUCCUCAAGUGGUGAAUGCUUUAGGGUAGAUAUUCUUGAUACGGUUCUUGAUGAAUUUUCUCGCUCCCACUUGCAUGCUACUAAUGAUCCCCUUGAAAGUGUGUUGUUGAAUGAAUCAAAGAUAGGUACUCACAAAGAAGACAUACAAUUCUAUGAGGAUUUGCUUAAGGAAAGCAAGAAGGAGUGCAAGGGCGCGAGCAUGGAAGAAUAG
Chenopodium quinoa (quinoa) is the source of this 807-nucleotide messenger RNA. RefSeq lists its product as uncharacterized. NCBI's taxonomy places the organism in Eukaryota, Viridiplantae, Streptophyta, Magnoliopsida, Caryophyllales, Amaranthaceae. The transcript has a single exon. The record is from RefSeq and is a predicted model, not a curated record. The coding region runs from base 1 to 807 and encodes 268 amino acids.